Messenger RNA from Mirounga angustirostris (Northern elephant seal), 7375 nucleotides. RefSeq names its product fibronectin leucine rich transmembrane protein 2 (gene FLRT2). The record is from RefSeq and is a predicted model, not a curated record. Gene Ontology annotation, molecular function: protein binding. NCBI's taxonomy places the organism in Eukaryota, Metazoa, Chordata, Mammalia, Carnivora, Phocidae. The coding region runs from base 1511 to 3493 and encodes 660 amino acids. The transcript has 4 exons.
AGCGCGCCAGAGCGCGAGGGACCGAGGGAGAGGAGGAGCGCGGGGGCGACGCAGGCGAUCCCGCGCAUUCAUUACUGUAAACAUCUCCCGGGGGUGUCAGGAGGGGUGGGGGCGGGGGCCGCGGCGUCUACAUUAGCCCGGCGCAUCCGAUCGAGGCAGCAGUGAGGUCGGAGCAGCCUCGGGACCCACGCCGGGCCGGCGCAGCACUUGGAGCGAGCCCCGCGCCCGCCCCCGCGCAGCCCCGCGCAGCGCCCUGCUCCCGGCUCCGUGCGGUGGGCUUCCAGGCGCCCGCGGAGCGCCCGCCCGGAUCCCCGGCUGCCCCCCGAGGUCCUCCGCCUCUGAGGAGCCCAGGCGCUGCGGGGCCUCUUUCCGCUGCCUUCCCCGCGCGCCCUGCUUCCUUCGGGACUCGUGGCUCGGUCUAGGCGGAGAGGGGGAGGCAGAGGAGGAAAGGAGGCGGGGGCCGCGGCGCCCGGAGCCGCGAGAAGGUGGCAUGCCCGAGCCCUGGAGGCGGAGGUGGCGGAGGACGGGGGAAGACGAUGCCGCGGCUCCGUAGAGGAGAAAGGCGAGAGCGAGCUAGGCGAGAGGGGCGCCGGGGCUCCGGCCCGUUGCGGGGAGGCGCGCGCCGCUCUGAGGCUCCGGCCUCCGCACCCCCGCGCCCCGACGCUGCGGGCGAGCAGGCUGGGUUUCGGCAGCCGCCACCGUCGCCGCCGCCGCCACUCGGAGGACCCAGCAAAAGUUUGGAUCUGGGGGAGGACGCGGCGCUGAGCGAGAUUACCACCGGGGCUGGAAGGAGACCUCGAGAACCUUCGCAGGACAUAACUGGGUACAGUAGUCAACAAAGGCAUUGGCCAUCAUUCAAGAGGAGACCAGAUCAUUGCCAACAGCACUAAGAUUCGUUUCCACUGAAAUUGAUCUCUGGGUACCUCUCACCUGAUUAUAGACUGACUCAGCAAGAAAGGCCUGUAGUCAUUGGUUGUUUGGAUUUCUCCCAAAGUAUUUGUGGCUAAAAUUCCUUUUGGACUCUGAGGCUGCCUUUUUUUACAUAAGCCUUGGAUUGGAAUCAAUAGAAUGUCAAGAUGCCGGGCACAUUCAGCCUAAUAGCAGAUUGCAGAUUGAGCUUAACCAAGAAGUUCAGAGUCUAAUCAACGCUGAACUGAUCUACAACACGAGAAGGGAGUUCUAGUUCUGCCUGCCCAGUUGGGUCCCUGAUGACCGCUGAUAACUUGGCUUCACUCAUUGCCUGUGUGGAAAAUUCUCCCUAUUGAUUUUUUUUUUUUUUCACAUGGAGGACAGUAACAAAGAAGACAACAUAGGCUGAUAAAACCAGAGACCACAGGAGAAUUCGUUUACCACAGGCCUUUGAGACUUUUCCUCUAGUUGGAGUUCUGGACUUUAACAGAACCCUGUCCAGUCAUUUUGGUUUUGUUAUAUAUAUAUAUAUAUAUAUAUUUUUUUUUUUUCCUCUUUUUACUUUCCCCACCACCUUGUAUUUUGUUUCUGUACUUCAGAAAUGGGCCUACAGACUACACAGUGGCCCAGCCAUGGGGCUUUUUUCCUGAAAUCUUGGCUUCUCAUCUCCCUGGGGCUCUACUCACAAGUGUCAAAAAUCUUAGCGUGCCCUAGUGUAUGCCGUUGUGAUAGGAACUUUGUCUACUGUAAUGAGCGAAGCUUGACCUCAGUGCCUCUUGGGAUCCCGGAGGGCGUAACCGUACUCUACCUCCACAACAACCAAAUUAAUAAUGCCGGAUUUCCUGCAGAACUGCACAACGUCCGGUCCGUGCACACGGUCUACCUUUAUGGCAACCAAUUGGAUGAAUUCCCCAUGAACCUUCCCAAGAACGUCAAAGUUCUCCAUUUGCAGGAAAACAACAUUCAGACCAUUUCACGGGCUGCUCUGGCCCAGCUCUUGAAGCUCGAGGAGCUUCACCUGGAUGACAACUCGAUAUCCACAGUGGGGGUGGAAGACGGGGCCUUCCGGGAGGCUAUUAGCCUCAAACUGUUGUUUCUAUCCAAGAAUCACCUGAGCAGUGUGCCUGUGGGGCUUCCUGUGGAUUUGCAAGAGCUGAGAGUGGAUGAAAAUCGAAUUGCUGUCAUAUCAGACAUGGCCUUUCAGAACCUCACGAGCUUGGAGCGUCUGAUUGUGGACGGCAACCUCCUGACCAACAAGGGCAUUGCCGAGGGCACCUUCAGCCAUCUCACCAAGCUCAAGGAAUUUUCAAUUGUUCGGAAUUCACUCUCCCACCCCCCUCCUGAUCUCCCAGGUACACAUCUGAUCAGGCUCUACCUGCAGGACAACCAGAUCAACCACAUCCCUUUGACAGCCUUCUCAAGUCUGCGCAAGCUAGAACGGCUGGAUAUAUCCAACAACCAACUGCGCAUGUUGACUCAAGGGGUCUUUGAUAAUCUCUCCAACCUGAAGCAGCUCACUGCUCGGAAUAACCCCUGGUUUUGUGACUGCAGCAUUAAAUGGGUCACGGAAUGGCUCAAAUACAUCCCUUCAUCUCUCAACGUGCGAGGUUUCAUGUGCCAAGGGCCCGAGCAAGUCCGGGGGAUGGCUGUCAGGGAGCUGAAUAUGAAUCUUUUGUCCUGCCCCACCACGACCCCUGGGCUGCCUGUCUUUACCCCGGCCCCAAGUACAGCCUCUCCAACGACUCAGCCCCCCACCCUCUCUGUCCCUACCCCCAGCAGAAGCUAUACACCCCUGACUCCCACCACCGCCAGACUGCCUACAAUUCCUGACUGGGACGGCAGAGAAAGAGUGACACCGCCUAUUUCUGAACGGAUCCAACUCUCUAUCCAUUUUGUGAACGACACGUCCAUUCAAGUCAGCUGGCUCUCUCUCUUUACUGUGAUGGCGUACAAACUCACAUGGGUGAAAAUGGGCCACAGUUUAGUAGGGGGCAUCGUCCAGGAACGCAUAGUCAGUGGUGAGAAGCAGCACUUGAGCCUGGUUAACCUAGAGCCCCGAUCCACCUAUCGGAUUUGUUUGGUGCCCCUGGAUGCUUUUAACUACCGAGCUGUGGAAGAUACCAUUUGUUCUGAGGCCACCACCCAUGCCUCCUAUUUGAACAAUGGCAGCAAUACUGCUUCCAGCCAUGAGCAGACGACUUCCCACAGCAUGGGCUCCCCUUUCCUGCUGGCGGGCCUGAUCGGGGGCGCAGUGAUAUUCGUGCUCGUGGUCUUGCUCAGUGUCUUUUGCUGGCACAUGCACAAAAAGGGGCGCUACACGUCCCAGAAGUGGAAAUACAACCGGGGCCGGCGGAAAGACGACUAUUGCGAGGCAGGCACCAAGAAGGACAAUUCCAUCCUGGAGAUGACCGAAACCAGCUUUCAGAUUGUCUCCUUAAAUAACGAUCAGCUCCUUAAAGGAGAUUUCAGACUGCAGCCCAUUUACACCCCAAAUGGGGGCAUUAAUUACACAGACUGCCAUAUCCCCAACAACAUGCGAUACUGCAACAGCAAUGUUCCAGAUCUGGAGCACUGCCACACGUGACCGCCAGAGGCCCGGCGUCAGGAAGGCGGACAGUGAGACUCUGGCGACCACACACGUGUGUACACAGAGAGACACGCGAUUACAUUUGAUAAAUGUUACCCAGAUGCAUUUGUGCAUUUGAAUACUCUGUAAUUUAUACGGUGUACUAUAUAAUGGAUUUAAAAAAAAAAGUGCUAUCUUUUCUAUUUCAAGUUAAUUACAAACAGUUUUGUAACUCCUUGCUUUUUAAAUCUUAAAAAAAAAAAAAAUAGUCGCUGAAGUACUGUACAGGGUUGUACAAUGAGAACCCAACGCCAAGGCAAAAGACGGAGUGAUUCUUCCUCAUGAUGCACAUUAACCAUUUUGCUGUGGAAGCUGUCAGAAUAAAUUCCUUUCUUACAGUCGGUGGUCAGAUGAAAGGGCAGAUUAGAGUGAACUCAUCAGGGUAGGCUAAGUGAUGUGGGUAAAACAAGAAAUGGCCCAGAUACCUUCAUGCUAUUUCUGCACUUCCUGAUCUGGAAGAGAAGUUAAAAAUCUCGAAAUAUCAGAAAGGAGGUAGUUACCCUGGUUUGACCCAAAGCAGGAAAUAUAGAAAAGCAUCACGAGGAAGCCCGUUCCUGUAAGAUAAGUUAACCCAACCCGGCAGAAUCCAGCAAGUGACAUGUUUGGAAAAGAACUUCAAACCCGGGCAUUGGCUUUCUGACCAGGAGCUUAAAAAUCACUCCUCAUGCUUCCCUGAUUCUAUGUGAUAACAGAGUUAGAGACUUGAGUCUGAUUUCGGUCAUCUUCAGGGACAGGUAGGAUGUUCCAGCAAGAAAACUCCCUUUAAAAGUGUUACUAUUCAAAUCAUAUGUCAGGUUGAAUCACAUUCAACAGAGAUAUAUUCUAGAAUACUUUUUUAGAAGAGGCUAAUAAAAUAAUGGGAAGAAUUAUAUUGAAUGGAAUUAUUUUUGAUAAUGAGAAUUAUUUGGGUUAGAUUCACUGCAGCUAUGUCAACAUGAUAUUUAGACCAACAAGAGAUUAGUGUUUGGAAUAUACUAAACUUGUUAUUUAAAAACUAUUGAUACCAUUUAGACAAAAACAAGUGAUCAGCAGUUCUGCUCUACUUUAUCAAAUGACUGUGUUAGUAUCAUGUUGAAAUAGCUUGAAUUAAUAUCUUUAUCCCCUCGCAAAUUUGUCUUCCAAUCACCUCACAUAUAUUUUCGUAAUUAGCUGUUUAUGCUACAUUUGUUUGUUUGUUUUCUCCCACUCUGCUUAAAAUUUAAAAGAAAAUUUUGGAUGCCAGUCUUGGUUGCACAAAAUAUCCGUAUAUACUUAUACACUUUAAAAUGUAUAGUAAUUUUCAGUGUUAAUAAUUCUAUGGGAACACAUCAAAGCUGGCUGAAAUAAUGUUUUGUUUUGUUUUUUAAGCAAUACUGAGUUUCCACCUUGGACUGAUUUUGAUCCUGUUCCAUUUUUGAAAUUUCAUUUAUUCCUUUUCAGUCUUGGAUGUUCCUCUUCUUUGGGAAUCAUAGAGGGAUAAUCAAUCUUUUAUUAACAGGAUAACAUGAAAAAUGAACAAGUCAGGGAACAUAGGCUUGUUCCCCUAAUCUUGGCAGAGUGGGGCAUAGAGCAGAGGGCAUAGAGAAGGGAGGGAUGUCUGUGCUUAACUCUAGAUAUUUUGGAAGCAAUGCCCAUCUUCACAAACUAUGUAUAAUUUACUCCUUUUCAUCCCUUAGAUGUAGAAGGGCUAUCGAUUGCAUACAUUAUCUAAAAAACACACACCCUUGGAAAAUUCCUUCUAAAGUCAAAUUUCACCGUGUUGCAUAUUUCCUUUACCACUGGCCAUUUUUUAGGGACCUAUGAAGUUAAUGUCACAAUCAUUUUUGCUUUUCUCUCUCUCACUCACUUUUAACAAAAUAGAACUGUGAUGUGUCUUCUUUGUAAGAGUUUAGGUAUAAAAUGCUAUGCAAGUUUUUUCUUUAUAGUAAGAGCUUUAUUUUCUUUAAUAAUGUACCCCCAACUUAUAUGUUUUAAUCUCCCUUGUCUCUCAGAAUAAGCAGAAAAUAUAACUGAAGUUAUAAUGUUGUAGAAGCAAGAAUCGAAACCGCAGUUGAGCUGAAAUUAGCUAUGCAUUAAUUUGAAUUAAUUCUAAAGUGACUUAGGUUUCCAUUUUAGUAUAUUAGCUAGCAAAUUUUGGCUGUUGCUUUUUUAAAGCUAAUUCCACACAGCGAAGGGACAAGACAGUCUGUGAAGGUGAUCAGUGUAACAGUAAGCCAUGUAACAUUCAGGACAAUGACAUGGGAUUUUGUGUACUUAACUGGAUAAUUCCCUUCCACUGUGCUCUUCCCCUUGGCUGUGUAGAUAAAACUCUGUGUUCAAAUGAUGGUACUUUGAUUUCUGAGGGUUUUUUUCUCUCUGAUCCACAAAAUAAUCAUUCUCAUUUAUUUCUAUUGCGUGUAUAACUCCGGUGUGAUAUUUGGCUGCUGAAACGUUUUGCUUUGGGCCAAGAAGACCAAUAUUGGAGAGGUUUCUAUGAUGUCUUAUGGGAUUCCUAGAAUUAUUUGGGGCUUAACUGGUACAAUGAAGACCUAGUCACUUGAAAUGAUUCCUUUGCUAGAAGAUGUUCCAGAAAACAUAGAAUGUAGUUAAUAGGUUUCACUUUGAUCUUGCACAUAAUGUGGCAGAGAUUGCUAAAUCUAAGAUCAAUCUCCCAUUUGUCAUAACAUACCCGGGGCUCUCACUUACAGCAGGAUAGAAAGCACGUCACGGGAUUUGUAAUGUCUUAUGUGUCUUAGGAAAACUGCUGAAUAACCAAUCAUCAGUGUUGGAUUAGGCUUUGACUGGCAUUUUCAGUCACAGGAAUGUGUUCUACUCUGUACUUUAGCCUCUCUUGCUGUCAUUGGUUCGUAUUUUGAGAUUAGUCAAGAGUCACAGUUGAAAGUGCAGGCCAAGUCUGUGAACAAAGCCAUACAUAAGCUACUGGCUUAUAAAGAGCUUGAUACCAUUUGACCAAACAAGGUGAUCAGAUAAUACACAGCCACUUUCAGAGCUAGGGAACUGUCACUGUGCAGAAACAAUUCUAAAAGGAAAAGGUAUAGCCAUGAUCACACAGAUGUUAUUGAUGAUUAUUCAUACCUAGGGUUGUCAUUAAUACCUAUUUGUUUGGGGAAAUGUGCUUGAACAGAGAGAGGCUCUGGGCUUCCCUCAAAAAUGCAUUAACAGCUCAUCACAAAAGACAGUCACGGGCAGAGACAAAAGUGUGUUUCCCUGCCUAAUUUCCCUGUGUGAGAAGUGGAAAACAUUCUAUCCCAUGAGAAAUAAUGCAAUUUCUAGUUAUCUGGAUGUUCAUUGAAAAUAUAUUAGAUAUAUUUCCUGAGGUAAAAACAGAAACAAACAAACAAACAAACAAAAAACAAAACAAAACAAAAAACCCUGUGAUGUGACUAGUCUGGCAAAAUUAUUAACGAAGUAGCUAAUUCUAAGGCUCCAUUUCUUAUCAGUGCAGAUCAUGAUGGUCUUAGUCAUUUCACAAGAUCACAGCUUACUUCCCCUCUGUGGAGAACCAGCUCUGCAUGUAGCCAGCAGGACACCCAGUCCAAACAUAAGUUACGGGGAACAGUUGCUGGGUUAGUUUGGGGAACAUCAGCUGGAGAGCUCAGUGUAACUUUUGACCACGAAGUGGUUAAUUGCCAUUGACAUCUUUGUUUAUAGCAUUUUUCGGGAACCUACAACAAGGAGGCAUUACUUUAGAACGUGAGAAGAAUGGUUUUGCCCAUGAUUUUCCUGCUUCAUGGGCAAGCUAAGCAGUUUCAUUGUGCCCCAAAGGGAAAGAGAUACAAACACAAAACAAAACACUCUCCUAGUUCUUAAUCUUUGUCAAAACUGGCCUGAUAUUCUUUUUUUUUUUUUUUUAAGUCAAAA